ACACGGCCGAGGGACUUGAACUUCAUCCUGCAGGCAGUGUUUGUAAUACUGUUAUCGACUCCCACGCCUGGUCUCACACAUGUAUAAAGAGCCCUGAAACAAACACGGAAACAAAUUGAGAAUCGAGACUUGGAGGAGUCGAGAUCGCGGCAAGUCAUGCGACGUCUCCAUCCACUUUGUCAGUAGAAGCCGAGUCCACCCAUACUGACGCUCAUCCUCGAACCUUCACGAAAACCCCCUGACGAUUUUCUUUCCGGGUUCCACACCCGUUGCGUCAUUCCAAUCACCAUGGCGACUGUCCAGUGUUGCUGCGCAGUUUUCGCCCUACUCCUUAAGUUGACUGUGGGAGUGGCGCAGGCGGCGCCAAACUUGGCUGACGCUGGCAACAAUUUGCAGGAGUUGCUUCCAAGCCGUGAAUCAACGUCUGCCUCUCUAGCUCUAGCGCCCCCAUCAACGGAGGAAGGAGUCGUCGAUGAUGCAACAGUCUUCGGUCAAGUCGCAACCGGAUUCAUCCAGGAAGGAAGGUCGAUGGUGCACGCGCUGCAAGACCGUUUGACACUCCUGGAGCAGUUCGUUCCCACCGGUUUUAACCAGAUGCAGCCGGAUCUGGCCGGCGGGCUCUCGCCUAAGAACAUGGAGAAGCGAGAGAACCUGUCGCCGACGCAGCGCGUCAUGGUGCGGCGGGAGAUCAUGCGUCGGAUUCGGGAACGCGCUCCCGAGCCGGUGGAGUUGCCUAUCGGUAUCAGGUUCUUUCAGAAUCCCGUGCCCCGCGAUGGUGCGACAGUGGAGAAGCGAGGUGGCGCGCCCCAGCUGAGCGCCUCUGGACGAGCGGCGAUACUGGCAGCGAUCAUGAGACAAAUCGGUCAACAGCGACAGCCUGUAGAACUCCCAGGCAUGCGUGGAGGAAAAUAAAUGGACAGUUCUCAUUCUCUCACGAAAAGGAAUCGAAAAAAGGACUUCUGAAACGAACAAGUAACAUAACAGCAUAAACAGAAGGUCAAAUCGACCAAAACAAAUCGAUUUCUGCAGUUCAGAAAGAAAUAUUCAUGUGAAUUAUUGCUUAAUUAAUUUUCUUUCUUACGGCUUUUUCUUUUCAAGCUAUACAGUUCCUUAUCACCCUUGGAAGCAAGUUCUCUACCUUUUUUUAAUUCUUGCUGGUAUACUGGCAAAAAUGAUAGCGCCCUCAUUGUACGUAAGCAGCUUUAAAUAUUAAAGCGUUGGCUUCAUGCGUGCAAGUAGCGCAGUGCUUUUAUCUCGACUCGGGACGUGUGGUGAACAGUCUAUGCCGGGUAUUUCUUUUUUAACAUUAGGUGGGCAACAGCGUUCUCAAUUUUACCAUGAAUUUCAGCGAGUAGGGUGCCUUAUAUCGUAAAAGGAUUUUUCAAAAGUGAGCCGCAGUGUUUGCCCUAUACCUUCCGGUUAUUUCACUCGGGACUAAUAUACCCUUGUGGAUUCGGCGUACUGAAGUACCCCUCAGUGGUGCAAAGAGUUAUCAAAGACGCUUAACUAUUGCUGCCGUCCGCAUGGCACUUUAUAAAUACAGAAAGAGGCCACAGGUUUGCGUGCCUGGUGAAAAUUGGCCGCCCACAAACCGCGCCAUACGCGCGCGAACCUGUGCGCACCCACACAGGAGCUUUGCAUGCACGUGGUGGGUGGUCCCAUCUGUAAUGCGUCCAGUCCACGAUCGUUUUUCUUUUAUCAGUAUAUGUUGUAACAUAAGUCAUUACUCAGUGAUAGCCAGAUACAUUCCAAAAUAUUUGUAAAUUAUGUGAUAAAUACACAGACAGAGUGAAAACGCCUUUAUCGUAUAUUUGAAAUUUAUUUUAUUGAGAGAGGCUUAUACAGCAUUUUAAUGAAGACUUUAGAAACAAAUUCGAAGGGCUUAAACCACCCUGAAUUUUCACUAAUGUUGUAACAACUCUCUAGCCUACUUUUAAAUCGUUCUCAUGGUCGUGUAAAAACCUUCCGAUUUGUAGCAUUACAUCCAGGCAAAAAUGUCAAUUCUGAGGUUGUUUUCGUGCUAGGUUAAGCAUUUGAAAUGACUCAUUGUAUAUUUUGCCUUGAUUGAAUGAAUAAAAAAAAUCAUAUUUUCCGUGAA
Molecule: messenger RNA, 2098 nt
Organism: Acanthaster planci (crown-of-thorns starfish)
Lineage: Eukaryota; Metazoa; Echinodermata; Asteroidea; Valvatida; Acanthasteridae
Source: RefSeq, a predicted model, not a curated record